AUGGGAAACGUUCAAGCAACGCCAGGAACUGCGGGUUUCACAUUCAACGACCCUUCUGCUGCCACAUUAAGUGCAUACACCUGGGCUACAAGUCCCGCCGCCAGAGCAACAUCCUCUUCAGAUUGUAUAGUUUUGAUAAUGAAUGGAAACAACCCAAUUGUUGCGGAUGUUCAGAGUUGUAACACCGACACAACUCUUCCGGCUAAAUCUUAUCUUUGUGGGAGGGGCGCAUGGGCUUGA
This is a messenger RNA of Caenorhabditis remanei, 240 nucleotides long. RefSeq lists its product as uncharacterized. Bases 1 to 240 code for a protein of 79 amino acids. The transcript is spliced from 3 exons. The record is from RefSeq and is a predicted model, not a curated record. Lineage: Eukaryota; Metazoa; Nematoda; Chromadorea; Rhabditida; Rhabditidae.